Spea bombifrons (plains spadefoot toad) is the source of this 2790-nucleotide messenger RNA. It is a transcript of the gene PRMT9, whose product is annotated as protein arginine methyltransferase 9. Gene Ontology annotation, biological process: peptidyl-arginine methylation. The transcript has 12 exons. The record is from RefSeq and is a predicted model, not a curated record. Bases 73 to 2583 code for a protein of 836 amino acids. Gene Ontology annotation, molecular function: protein binding; protein-arginine omega-N monomethyltransferase activity. NCBI's taxonomy places the organism in Eukaryota, Metazoa, Chordata, Amphibia, Anura, Pelobatidae.
GUUCUUUCGGUGUUCAGUGGUACUGCACUAUAACAUUAGUUGCUGCCAUUCAGCUACGUAAGGGCUGAUAAGAUGAGUGAGGGGAGCAGCAGAAACUCCAGGAAAGGGAGAAAGGCCGGGCGGGCGGCUGGAAGGAGGGCGCUGAUCUCCAAGAGUGUGCAGAGUGCCCAGCACUGUCUGGAGGAACAGGAUUACGGGACAGCAUAUGCCCACUUCCUGCUGGUGCUCAGCCUCGCUCCUGAGCUCAGGGAUGACUUCAAGGAGACGUUUCAGUACACACUCUUGAAAUGGGCUGAAGAGCUGUAUGCUAUUAACCGGAGUGAAGAUCUGUUUAGUUGCUAUGAGCAGGCCUUAGAGCUUUUUCCUACUGAUGAUGUCAUUUGCAACAGUAUGGGAGAGCAACUGUUCCGACUGGGCUUCCGAGAUGAAGCAGCAGGUUAUUUCUACAAAGCUGUGAAGUUGAACCCACGUUCUUUGGACGCCAAAGAAAACUUCUACCGUGUUGCAAACUGGCUGGUCGAACGGUGGCAUUUUGUCAUGCUCAAUGAUACCAAGAGGAAUCUAAUGUAUCGGAAAGCCGUCGAGAAAGCAGUCCAGGCUGGGUGCAAAACAGUUCUUGAUAUCGGGACUGGAACAGGCAUCCUGAGCAUGUUUGCCAAAAAGGCCGGGGCCCUGCGAGUUUAUGGCUGUGAGCUCUCAAAGACCAUGUAUGAACUUGCUUGUGAGGUGGUGGCAGCCAAUCAAAUGGAAGAUGGGAUCAAGCUUCUCCACAUGAAGUCCUACGAUAUACAAAUCCCCCAAAACAUCCCUGAAAAAGUUUCUUUGGUGGUCACAGAGACUUUAGAUGCUGGUUUAUUUGGAGAAGGCAUAGUUGAGACUCUCAUUCAUGCUUGGAAGCACUUGCUUUUAAAGCCAAAGCCUAAAGAAGAAGCAUGUGGUGAUGGGUAUGGACGGGUAAUACCUGCAGGUGCUGUGAUUUACGGCAUGGCAGUAGAGUGUCAGGAAAUACGCAGACAUCACAGAGUGGGUGUGAAAGAAGUGGCUGGUGUGAAACUAGGAGAAGAAUUGCAGUUCUGGAGUCCUGUUCCUGGCAACCAUAGAUCUGAUGAUGUAACUGAGCCGUACGACACAGAGAAAAUGAGCAGAGUUCCUGGAGGUUAUAAAAGUCUCAGUCAGCCCUUCCAAGCACUUACUGUAGAUUUCAACAGUCUGCAGGACUUGGAAAGUAUUGUUGCUGGGAAGUCUUGCAGUGUAUCUGUUCCUGUUCUUGAAGAAGGCCAGCUCGAUUGCUUUAUAACUUGGUUUGUGCUACAUCUAGACAGUGAAAACAGCUUGUCCACUGGACCUAGUGAGGAAACCUGCUGGGAACAAGCUGUUUUUCCUGUGCAAAAUGUUCCAGAUGGUGGUUACAUUGUCAGACCUGGAGAGAUUAUAGAAGUAGCUAUUUCCUGUCCAGAUUGCUAUUUGCAAUGUGAUCUUGCUAGAGUUUACAAAGAUGGAGAGCUUGCAGGUGGUGCUGGUAGCAGUGACCAGUCUGAGAACAUGGUCCUGGAAAACGAAAAUGAGCUGUGUGAUGCGCUAGCCAGCCUACAUACCACCAGUCUCCAGGAUGUGGCACGGGAGCGGUGCGUUUUGGAAUCCGGUGAAAUUGCCUUACUGAACAAUGUUCUUUAUCAUGAGAACUUCAAGGCUGCAAUGGAAAAGGUUGUCUCCUCAUUAUCACCCAAAGAGAACGGCUUUACUUGGGAUAGAAGCACUGCCUCUGCUGCAAAUGACCCACUAUACAUUCUGGAUGUUUCUGAAGGAUUUUCCAUUUUGCCCCUGAUUGCUGCACAGCUUGGACAUGUCAAGUCCUACAGUUCUGUUGAGAAGCCGCAGCAUCGUGUAGCACUGGAGAAACUUUUAGAAAUCAAUGGACUUGCUAAGGACAACCUGGUGUUUUGGUUGAGCCAGUUAGAUGCAGAUGGUGACGUUUUACAGAGACCCAACUUAGACAAGCUGUGGAGCCUCAUCAUUCUUGAUGUUGUUGAUAUCUGUGGUCUAAUGAGACAAGAGGUGAUGGAAAAAGCUGCUAUAGCUAGGUGUUUGUUACAGUCUGGAGGCAAGAUAUUUCCUCAGUGGAUCAUAAUGCGUGGCUUGCUUAUAGAAUCACAUGCUUUAACACGAGAGAGUGCUGUGCAAGGCACAGAUCCUACACUUGGCUUUCUCAUAGCACCUUCCAUUAAUCGGUUCAAGGUCCCCGUUCAUGUAUUUCUGAAUCUAUCUGCUCUUCCCUGUACUCCUUUAAGUGAGCCAGUAGACCUAUAUAAAUUGGAUCUGAUGAAUCCUUGUUCCAAUUACAACUCCAAUACUGAAAUUAAGGUGCGUGUCUGUAAGUCAGGGCACGUGACGGCUGUGUCUUUUUGGUACCAUCUUUAUCUUGAUGAGGACUUUAGCCUAGAUACAUCUGGCGAAACCUCUCAUUGGAAACAAGCUGCAUUUGUCUUAGAAAACCCGCUCGAUGUGGUUCAAGGGGAAGAACUUUUGCUUGAUGUCCAGAUCCAGAACAGUAACAUCAGCAUGACAUUAAACAGGGCUCGGUAACAAACAAGCAGCUCGGUACUGCUGCCACUGUAGAGACAAUGCUUUAUAUUCACAUUCCAAAGACUGCAGUGUAUGAAAGUAUCGUGACAAGCAGAAGUCUUGCUGUUCCCAUUUAUUUUAUAACUAGAUUCAAAAAGACAAAAAAUGUCAAUUCUAUACUACCCUUGUAACAUACCAUAUGUUUUGCUGUAUGUAAAUAUUAAAUUA